AUGGGGAGGAAGAAGUUCUCAAAUUUGGAGGUGACCUUAAUGGUCUUGUUCCUGUUGAUGUCUGUGGUGGCCAUCACUCUCAUUGUUCUGUUUGCUGUUGGAGAACCUGGGAAUGACGACGACGAUAGUACAGAAGUGGUUCCUCAGUGUCCCAGCAUCCCUCUGGCUGAGCGAGUAGACUGUUUCCCCGACGCUGGUGCAUCAAAGCUGAAAUGUCAGCAGCGCGGAUGUUGCUGGAGCCCACUGGAUGAGAGAAACGUGCCCUGGUGUUUCUUCUCAACCAACCAUGGCUACAGUGUGGAGUCUGUGGAGCAACCCAGCCCUUACGUAAUGAAUGCCCGUCUGAAGAGAAUGGCUGCUCCAUCUCUGUUUGGGGCCGAUAUUGUCGAACUCUCAUUUCACGCAGAGAUGCAGUCGCACAAUCGACUCCGAUUUAAGAUCUCAGAUGCCCAUAAGCAGAGGUUUGAGGUCCCUCAUGAGCAUGUAAACAUCCCCAACACCCAUCCCUCAAGCCCUAUUAGCAACAGGCUGGAGAUCACACACAGACCCUUCAGCCUCUUAGUGCACAGGGAGGAGAACAAGAAAGUCCUGUUUGACACCUCAAUUGGUCCGCUGAUUUUUGCCGACCAGUACCUGCAGCUGUCUGCCAGACUACCAUCUCAUAAUAUUUAUGGACUGGGAGAACACGUCCAUAAAAAUUAUCGCCAUGAUACUAACUGGAGGACUUGGCCGAUUUUCACCAGAGAUGCCUUCCCCAAUGGGGUAACACACAACCUCUACGGGCACUACCCCUUCUUUCUCUGUCUGGAAGACAACAGUGGAAAGUCAUUUGGAGUCUUUCUCAUGAACAGCAAUGCUAUGGAGGUGACCUUACAGCCAGCUCCAGCUGUGACUUACAGAACGAUCGGAGGAGUUUUAGACUUCUACAUUCUUUUUGGAGACACACCAGAACAAGUGGUGCAGGAGUUCCUUCUGCUGAUUGGCAGGCCUGUAAUCCCCCCCUAUUGGUCACUGGGUUUCCAACUAUCUCGAUGGGACUAUGGUAGCCUGGAUGAGGUCAAGAAAACUGUAGAGAGGAACCGUGCUGUGGGUCUCCCAUAUGACAUCCAGUACACUGAUAUAGACUACAUGGAGGAUAAGAAGGACUUCACAUAUGACAAACUCAAGUUCAGAGAUUUACCUCAGUUUGCUGACUACCUGCAUGAGAAGGGACAGAGAUACAUCCUCAUCCUGGAUCCGGCGAUAGCCACUAGUAAGAGGAUUGGGAAUGCUUUGUAUGAAUCAUAUGACCGAGGGACAGCAAAGAGCGCCUGGGUUAUGGAAUCAGAUGGAAGAAAACCUUUACUUGGAGAGGUAUGGCCAGGUGAGACGGUGUUUCCAGACUACACUAGCCAAAACUGUAUCGACUGGUGGGUCGAUGAGUACGACAGAUUCUACAAGGAGAUCAAACAUGAUGCAUUGUGGAUUGUAAGGAUAAUGAAUGAGGUGGCUAACUUCAAGAAAGGAUCAACUAAAGGUUGUGCUGAUAACAACCUCAACUACCCUCCUUACACUCCUAGGAUUUUGGAUGAGGUGAUGUACAGUAAGACGCUGUGCAUGGAUGCCAAGCAGGCCUGGGGGAACCACUAUGAUGUCCACAGUCUCUAUGGCUACUCCAUGGUGCUGGCUACGGAAAAGGCUCUCCGGCAUGUGUUUGGUGGGAACCGCACUCUGAUGCUGACCCGCUCUUCUUUCCCUGGUGUUGGGAAAUAUUCGGGUCACUGGCUUGGGGACAAUGCUGCCAACUGGAACGACAUCAAAUGGGCCAUUCCUGGCAUGCUAGAAUUUGGCCUGUUUGGGGUUCCCUAUAUCGGAGCUGACAUCUGCGGUUUCUUUGACGAUAGCAGCGAGGAGUUGUGUCGCCGCUGGAUGCAGGUGGGAGCUUUCUACCCUUUCAGUCGGAACCACAACGCCCAGGGCUACAAGCCCCAGGACCCAGCAGUGUUUGGCCCCAAUUCAAAACUGGUAGCGAGCUCCAAACAUUACCUGAAAAUCCGUUACACCUUGCUGCCCUACCUUUACACAUUGUUCUACAAGGCCCACACCACAGGAGAGACUGUUGUACGCCCUGUCAUGCACGAGUUCUACUCUGAUCAAAACACCUGGAUAGUGGAUCGACAAUUCCUCUGGGGAAAACACCUGCUAAUCACACCUGUAUUAGAUCCGGGGGUGGUGAGGGUGACUGCAUACGUCCCAGAUGCUGUGUGGUUUGACUAUGAGACGAUGGAGCGCCUGAAAGUCCGCAAGCAGCAUUUUCAGAUGGAUCUACCAGCAGACAAGCUUGGUUUACACAUCAGAGGAGGCGCUAUCCUCCCUAUACAGAGACCUGCCGUCACCACCACAUACAGUCGGCGUAACCCCAUGGGUUUGAUCGUUGCUCUUGAUGACAACAACCAAGCAGCAGGGGAGCUAUUCUGGGAUGAUGGAGACUCUCGGGAAACGGUGGAAACUGGUAACUACACCCACUACAAGUUCUCUGCUACCAAUGAAAUGUUGACUAUGCAGGUCAUCCAUGCUGGAUACAAAGACCCAAACAACCUCGAGUUUGAGAACAUUACAGUCAUCGGAGUGCCACAGCCUCCCAUAUCCGUCUCUGUCGCUCAUGACAACAAAACUAUCCCACUGCCUGCCACCAGCAUACAUUACGACAUAGCUAAGCAGGUUCUCUCCCUCCAUGGACUCUCCCUCUCUCUGGGGGAGACCUACCUGGUGCAGUGGGACCAAGUGAUGGCUGAGUACCAACGUUUCGACUGCCACCCCGAGGAACAUGCAGAUGAGGACAAGUGUAGGGCCCGGGGGUGCAUCUGGGAGAUAAGUAAUCUUGAACACGUGCCAUGGUGUUUUUAUCCUAAAGACUAUGGCUACACAGCUAACAUGAUAACCGAUACGGACUCAGGUAUGACCUUCGACAUCAUCAGGAAUAAAAAGCACAAGAGCAGUGGCCGUCCAGGGUCACCUGACAUCGACACACUUCGUGUGGAGAUCCGCUAUCACACCGCAGACAUGCUACAGUUCAAGAUCUGGGACCCAGCUACUAAACGUUAUGAGGUCCCUGUGCCCCUCUCCAUCCCCUCCACUCCAGAGACAGACAAGAACAACAGACUCUACCGGGUCCUCAUCACCAAGGAACCCUUUGGCAUCCAGGUCAUUAGAAAGAGCACCGGAACCAAGAUCUGGGAUUCCUCUGUGCCAGGCUUUACCUUCUCCGACAUGUUCAUCCAGGUGUCUACUCGACUGCCAUCAGAAUAUGUGUAUGGCUUCGGAGAGACAGAGCACCCCACCUACAAACAUGACCUCAAUUACCAUACUUGGGGCAUGUUCUCCAAGGACCAGCCUCCUGGCUACAAGAUGAAUUGUUAUGGAGUACAUCCAUUCCAUAUGAGCCUCGAGACCACCCAUCAUGCUCACGGCGUGCUCCUGCUAAACAGCAAUGCUAUGGAUGUGACUUUCCAGCCGACUCCAGCGAUAACAUACAGGACUACUGGAGGCAUCCUGGAUUUCUAUGUGUUCCUAGGACCUACACCGGAGCUGGUGGUGCAGGAGUACACUGCACUGAUUGGACGACCUGUUCUACCUGCCUAUUGGUCCCUUGGAUUCCAGCUGUGUCGUUACGGCUAUGCAAAUGACCAGGAGAUAGCAGACCUAUACAGGGACAUGAGGGCAGCUGGUAUACCCUAUGAUGUGCAGUACGCAGACAUAGACUACAUGGAUCGUCAGCUGAACUUUGUCCUGGAUCCACAGUUUAAUGGGCUGCCUGACUUGGUUAACCGCAUGAGGGGAGAAGGCAUGAGAUUCAUCUUCAUUCUGGAUCCAGCAAUCUCAGGCAAUGAGACACGCCCUUACCCUGCCUUCGUUCGGGGUGUGGAGGAUGAUGUCUUUAUUAAAUGGCCCAAAGACCUAGGCAAUGAUAUUGUCUGGGGGAAGGUGUGGCCUGACCAUCCUAAUAUCACAGUGAAUGAGUCUAUGGACUGGGAAAGCCAAGUAGAGCACUACAGAUCUUAUGUGGCAUUCCCAGAUUUUUUCCGCAACAGCACAGCAAAGUGGUGGCAUCGAGAGAUUGAGGAAUUCUAUCACAAAACCAUGAAGUUUGAUGGCUUAUGGAUCGACAUGAAUGAACCUGCCAGUUUUGUCCACGGCACCACUGGAGAGGAGUGCCUUGGCUCGCCACUUUUGGAGAACCCUCCCUAUAUGCCAUACCUGGAGUCCAAGCAACAUGGUUUGAACCACAAGACACUAUGCAUGAACAGCCAACAACUCCUCAGCGAUGGAACAGCUGUCAGACACUACGAUGUCCACAGCCUCUACGGCUGGUCCCACACCAAGCCCACCUAUGAUGCCCUGCUCAAUGUGACAGGGAGCAGAGGAGUAGUGGUGACCAGGUCUACCUAUCCCUCCAGCGGUAAAUGGGCCGGACAUUGGCUUGGGGACAACAACGCCAGCUGGGACCAGCUAUACAAGUCCAUCAUAGGCAUGAUGGAGUUCAGUUUGUUUGGAAUUCCUUAUACGGGAGCUGAUAUAUGUGGGUUCUUUAGUACGGCUCAGUAUGAGAUGUGUCUUCGCUGGAUGCAGCUGGGAGCCUUUUAUCCCUACUCACGCAACCACAAUGGCAAGGGCAACCCGAGGCAAGAUCCUGUGGCGUGGGACUCCGCAUUCGCCGAGGCAUCUCGUGAUGUUCUGAAUAUACGUUAUACCCUCCUACCCUACCUCUACACACUGAUGUUCGAGGCCCAUACCAAAGGAAGUACUGUGAUCAGACCGCUCCUCCAUGAGUUUUUGGCUGACAGCACCACAUGGGAUAUCCACAAACAGUUCCUCUGGGGACCUGCCAUACUCUUCACCCCUGUCCUAGAUGCGGGAGCCAUACAGGUGAAAGGCUAUGUCCCUGAUGCACGCUGGUUCGACUACCACUCAGCCAAGGACAUUGGGGUGCGCGGUCAGAAGAUUUCCAUGCCAACACCUCUGAAUCAAACCAACCUUCAUAUCAGAGGAGGGCACAUUCUACCUUGUCAGAAACCAGAGAACAACACACACCACAGUCGAAAGAAUCCUUUAGCAUUGAUAGUUGCCCUCAGUGAUAAUGGUACCGCUCAGGGUUCCUUGUUCUGGGACGAUGGAGAGGGAAUUGAUACAUAUGAAAAUGGAAAGUAUCUUCUGACCUCUUUCACAGCAGCACCUGGCUCCUUGUCUAGUCAGGUGAUCCAUAAUGGCCUGGCUCAAGCUGACUGGCUUACCCUCGGUGUGGUAAAGGUGUGGGGGGCAGGCAGUGUCCCAAUUCGGGAGGCGACCCUGACAGACUGGGCCGGGACACAACACUCUCUGAAUGUCAUAAGCUUUGACCAGGAUACUCAGGAGCUGAUAAUGGAUGCAACUUCCAAGUCAGUUCGGGGGGAUCAGCCAUUCACCAUAAAAUGGAAAACAUCCAUUUGAGCAGAACAAAGCAGAACUAAGUAUUUAUCAAUCAUUUUCUACACCAGCUGUCAUAUAUAGGUGGUAAAACCAUGUACAUUGUAUAAAACAUCCUUUUUUUCUGGUGCAGUAAUCUAUUUGUUAUGGAAGGGUUAGGGUUGGGUUGGAACAAUCUGAUCUUACAGUUUAUCAAGAACAUGUACAAAACAUAUUUUCAUGAUCCGCCAUUAACAUUGUAAAUAAA
Messenger RNA from Lampris incognitus (smalleye Pacific opah), 5689 nucleotides. It is a transcript of the gene si, whose product is annotated as sucrase-isomaltase (alpha-glucosidase). Lineage: Eukaryota; Metazoa; Chordata; Actinopteri; Lampriformes; Lampridae. The record is from RefSeq and is a predicted model, not a curated record. Gene Ontology annotation, biological process: carbohydrate metabolic process. Gene Ontology annotation, molecular function: alpha-1,4-glucosidase activity; carbohydrate binding.